GCAAUCCGUUCAUUGCCGGUUUUUCAAUGUGCCAAUACCCAUCGGCUCCGCACUAUGGAACAGCGCGCACUGAAGCUGUCAUUGUUCAGUAGAUCACUGUAAAUCAUCGUUGCUCCGAGACGUAUACAGGGGCUCAGGCGAAAAGGCUCUUGCAACAGCCUGUGGGGGUAGCAUUUUCUGGCGCGAGUUGUAACGAAGCGCUUGGCAGCUUUCCUACCGUAUAGCCCUCUGCUCUCACUUCACCGCCUUUGUCUAACAAAUGGAAAGAGCAUUUGCAACGCCAGGACGACCAUUCCUACAUUCGCAGGCACGGGGAUCCAGCACUUCGCAGCCAUGGGCUUCAUCCAUCGGUUCAUCUGCACAAUCCUCCCACCCCAAUGACCAUCUAGGGAACAGUUCCUUGCCGGUUUCCUCUAACCGCCGAAAAGUCCGUAGGCACUCUCGGCCACAAGUAGAAAGUGUUAGGGAUCCGAAUUCACUGUAUACAUCUCUUCUUCAGCGAGCUGAUAAUGUCAUAAAGACCGCGCAAGGCGAAGAAUACAUUAUCGGAGAAGAUUAUGUAAAUUUUGCGACGAUGCUCAAGGACAGCAAUGUGAAGGAUCUUCUUUUUGAAAACGGACUGGUUGACCAAUACCAAGCAUAUUGCCUCAAUAAAGUGAAAGAGCUACACGAGGUGGAGACGUCUGAUCCGAUUUUUAACGUCACUAAGGAGGCAAUGGAACUGCGAUGGUGGAAAAUGGAGGCAAACACGUGGCAGCUGAUAAAAUUAUUGCUCGAACAGCGAUUUCAAGCUGACGACUUGAUGGAAGAUCUCCCAACCGCCGAUGAGAAUGCCAGUGAUAGCGCUCUAGUUGAAAACUUCAACGAUAGAGCAUUUGGGGAGGUGACGGCCGUUCUGUCAUGGUUGGAGGAAACCACACCGGGCGAGUUUCAUCCUGUGGAGGUCCGACGAGGGUAUUGGAUGCAUACUGUGAAGCACAUCAACGAUACAAGGAGAGCCGGAAGGCGUCCACCAAACGAUGACACGGUGACUGAAGCGGAUCCAGAUGCACCAAUCCGCCAACAUAAGCGAUUGAAGGCAGAAGAUGCGGAUUAUGAGUCGACAUUGCAUCGUACAGCGUUCGAGUACAUUAGACGCGGGCAAAUUGAAGAUGCGAUGGAUCUGUACCAGCAGUGCGACCAGCCUUGGCGAGCUGCCUCUCUACAGGGCGGAUUUCUAUGGAAUGAUCCAGAAAGGGAAGGCGCCGAGAAAAAAUUGGGCAAUCAGAAUCGCGAUCUAUGGAAAGCGGUCUGCUUUCAAAUUGCUUCAAACGAAUCGUUCGAUCCCUAUGAGAGAGCAACUUAUGCGAUUCUUGCAGGCGAUGUGCAAAAUGCUGCUCAAGUGUGCAAGCACUGGGAAGAUCACUUGUGGAUGCAUUACCGUGCUCUCCAAGACGGAAUGGUUGACGAGCGACUUCGAUCUGUCCCUUUGCCAAAUGAGCCGACAGAUAAGGUGCAGAUAGAUGGUCCGAUGGAGCCGCUAGAGCCUAGUGCAAUUUUCGAGCACUUGGAGAAGAGCGACAAUCAACAUUUGAGAAGAGCCGCACAGGAACCAUUUCACGUCGUGCAAAAGAGCAUUAUUUUAAACACUCUGAAUAAGUUCCUUUCACAUUUCCGGUCUCAGCUAAGCAAUCCGAAGGGUGCCGACACCAUAAGUGCGGCACUGUCUCCGCACUUUUUGCGAUUUGUGACACAUUUCAUAAUUCUCCUGCGAGACCUUUCGGAGCCGGUUCCAUCAGAAGAUGCAGAUUUCAUAAUAGAGAAGUACGUGGAAAUGCUCACGGAGGCGCACAAGAAUGACCUCAUUGCCCAGUAUGCAUCAUAUCUUCCUAGUGGAACUCAAGUCGAUCGCUAUGCAUUGUUCUUGCAGAAUGUACUUGAAGAUCCCGAGCCGCUCAAGUACCUUGAAUUGGCAGCAAGCAAUGGCCUCGACUGCCAGCGCGUUGCGCAAGCUGCAUUCCACCGUGCACUGCUGCAGGGCGUUCUCAAAGAACCUGUAGUCACAUCGUCCCCGGCUGACUUAGCCAUUGCAGAGUUAAACGACGGUCCCACUAAAGCGGAAGAGAGACAGAUCAUGGCUCUGGGAUGGCUUCUAUGGGAACCCGCCAUGAAGGAACAUGCGUUGUUUUGCAGCAAUCUGCUCAUUCGAAGGUUUUUAGCACUGGGCCGUAUCAAUUCCGCAAUCCGAGUCCGUGAGUUUCUGCAAAGAUGGUUUGGUACACCCAAGUAUUCCGACCAGCUCGUGCGGAUUGAAUGGCUUUAUGGCACUUUGCCGGGCGGAUCGCCUUACGAUCACCCCACCGAAGUGGAAGAGGCAGCUCGGGAGCAUCUGCAUUACAGUUCAUUUUUUGACGCGAUACAACUGCAUGCCCAGUGGUUGUCGUUGUGGUACUCCAAGCCUCCAUCCCAAAUGCAUGACAUUGAAGGAUACUCAUCGGUGCCGUACCGAAAAUGGAUGCACGAUAUGAAGGCCAUUACAGCUACAGUACAGGAGUCUUUUAGAAACUUUCUGGACUUGGGCUGGUUGGUACCGGAACACGAAGAAGCAAGCGCGUCGGAAGGAGCGAGAACAGAAGAGCUUGAAGUAACAGAAACCGAGGGAGAAGACUGGGAGAAACUUGAAUUGGAACAAACUGUCCGUGAGAGCAACAACGAGCUUCAAUCGGCAGGGUUGAAGACGGGAGACCGGCAACGACUGCGAGAACUUGCGAGCUUAGGAGAUAUUUAUAUUCCUCUCAUAGUGAACUACUACUAUCAAGUGCUUUCGGAAACGAGGAAGUUGAUUCCAGCCAAUCUGCAAGAGACCAUGAAGUUAGUGUGGCAGGUGGAGGAUCAAACUUCCGAUCUGCAUGAGCAUUUCAAAAGGGCGUGCAAGCUGGAGGCUUUCCUUGAGAAGGUUCGUCAAUCGGGCAUUCGAUAUGAGUAGAUAGUUAUUGUAGCAAGAAAAGAGAAGGAAUAUGGCAUGGGUAACCCCACGCAUAAAACAUCAUGAAUACACCUGCGUUUGGUGUUCAAAUGCAUUGUCAGAUCAUGGUUUUUUCUGUAGUACAGACCGAUAUGAAUGCAAUAUAAUAUAAAAAAACCGUGAGGUACACCUA
This is a messenger RNA of Spizellomyces punctatus DAOM BR117, 3137 nucleotides long. RefSeq lists its product as uncharacterized. Gene Ontology annotation, molecular function: structural constituent of nuclear pore. The transcript is spliced from 26 exons. Bases 260 to 2965 code for a protein of 901 amino acids. The record is from RefSeq and is a predicted model, not a curated record. NCBI's taxonomy places the organism in Eukaryota, Fungi, Chytridiomycota, Chytridiomycetes, Spizellomycetales, Spizellomycetaceae. Gene Ontology annotation, biological process: regulation of DNA-templated transcription; mRNA export from nucleus; protein import into nucleus. Gene Ontology annotation, cellular component: nuclear pore; nuclear pore outer ring.